This is a messenger RNA of Linum tenue, 1435 nucleotides long. The record is from the annotation of a GenBank genome assembly. Lineage: Eukaryota; Viridiplantae; Streptophyta; Magnoliopsida; Malpighiales; Linaceae.
AAAUUGCUUCAUGCUCUGGAAAUGUAAUGUUUAGUUCUGUUCUCGAAUCGCUUCGUUUUGUUAAUCUUCCUUCUUAUUGUUGAUGCUUUCGCUUGUUUAUUUCCCCCUGGUGAUGGAUUGUUCAUGGUAGUCGAAUCCAUGCGGCCAAUGGAUGAUUAAUAUCUCUUUUUGGCGUCUUGUAAUUGACAUGGCGUCUGCUGAAAUGGGUAUAAGUUAUCAUAUCAUAAAGCUUAGAACUUUCUCUGUAGGAAUAGCCAUUAAAGGGAUGACUAAGAAAGUAUUGAACUUUACAUGUUUUGUGUUGAUGGAACUCUGUUUGGCAGCUAUCUAGUGAUUUUGUCUAUUCCUUUGCAGUCAGCAAUGGCCAUUACUUAAUAGUUUGGUCGGUAGAGAGUCAUAAUUCAUGGAGAAUCAGGCUAUUGAAAGCCUGGAACAAGAAGAAGAGGAAUUGAAUUUGGGAAUGCUAGGUUUGUACGAAGGGAAUGUGAGGGUGUUGCGGGAUGAUGAAGAGUCUGCUGCAGAAGAAAUCAUGUUGUUAUGGGGAAUCCAACAGCCCACUUUCUCCAAACCGAAUGCUUAUGUUGCUCAGUCUUCGCUCCAACUCAGCCUUGAUGCUUGUGGUCACUCCCUCUCCAUUUUGCAGUCUCCUUCUUCACUGGGUACACCGGGAGUAACAGGCUCAGUUAUGUGGGAUAGUGGCAUUGUAUUAGGCAAGUUCUUGGAACAUGCGGUUGAUUCGAAGAUGCUUGUUCUUCAAGGAAAGAAGGCUAUCGAGUUGGGUUCAGGCUGUGGAUUGGUAGGCUGCAUAGCAUCUCUUUUGGGUGCUGAAGUUAUACUCACUGAUCUCCCUGAUCGACUGAGACUGCUCAAAAAGAAUGUAGAAAGCAAUUUGGGACAUGAACACCUACGUGGCUCUGCAGUCGUGGAGGAGCUUACUUGGGGUGACGAACCUGAUCGGUGCAUGACUCAACCUUUACCUGAUUAUGUUGUGGGAUCAGACGUGGUGUAUAGCGAAGGGGCGGUGGUUGAUUUGAUAGACACACUCCUAAAGCUCUGUGGAUCCGAAACGACAGUAUGCAUAGCCGGGGAGCUCAGGAACGAUGCAGUGUUGGAGUACUUCUUGGAGGAAGCCAUGAAGGUGUUCAAGGUUGGGCGUGUCGAGCAGUCGGAGUGGCAUCCUGACUAUCACAGCCCUCGUGUUGUGAUGUAUAUUAUGGUGAGGAAGUAGCAGAGUUAUUUGGGAGAGAGCCAAGAAGCAGCUUCCUGAGAUCAUUAUUACAGUUGGUUUCUUCUCCUCUAUCACAGAUUUAGUCAGCAAUGGAACUUUUAUGAUUCGGGAUUUCACCCCAAUAACUGGGUGUUAACUACAAGUACCUAUGGUUAUUUGAGUAGUCUAUGUAUGUAUGAACAUCGGUUUCAAGUGCUGCUGUAACAG